GUGGUCACAGCGCUUCCGACGUCACCUGUGUGUAUGUAAGAUGGCGGCUGCAGGAGCUCCUCAGGCUCAGGGCAGUGGCUCUGGCGACGACUCGGCUUUCCAGACCUUUUAUACGGAGGUGAAGCAGAUAGAAAAGAGAGACUCUGUAUUGACAUCCAAACAGCAGAUAGACAGGUUGCUGCGGCCUGGCGCGUCAUAUUUUAAUCUAAACCCGUUUGAGGUUCUUCAGAUUGAUCCAGAAGCAACAGAUGAAGAAUUAAAGAAAAGGUUUCGACAGUUGUCCAUUUUGGUCCAUCCAGACAAGAAUCAGGAUGAUCCAGAUAGAGCACAGCAGGCUUUCGAAGCGGUUGAUAAGGCGUAUAAACUUCUGUUGGAUGGCGAUCAGAAGAAGAGGGCUGUUGACGUGAUCCAUGCAGGAAAAGAAUAUGUGGAACAUAUGAUGAGUCAGAAGAAGAAGCAGUUGAAGAAGGAUGGGAAGUCCACAGAUAUAGAGGAGGAUGAUCCGGAAAUGUUCAGGCAAGCUGUUUACAAACAGACCAUGAAGCUUUUCGCUGAGCUGGAGAUCAAGAGGAAGGAACGAGAAGCCAAGGAGAUGCACGAGAGGAAAAGACAAAGAGAAGAGGAGAUUGAAACACAAGAACGAGCCAAACGAGAGAGAGAGUGGCAGAAAAACUUUGAGGAAACGAGGGACGGCCGGGUGGACAGCUGGAGAACCUUCCAGGCCAAAGGCAAGACUAAGAAGGAGAAGAAGAACCGAACGUUCCUCAAGCCCCCGAAGGUCAAAAUGGAGCAAAGAGAGUAAAAUUAGUGUGUAGAAAGUUUAGAGAUUAAUACUGCCCUCCCUGCACAUCCCUCUCUUUUUCCUUUCCAGCAAUUCGUUCAUUCAGGCCUAUUUGUUUGCUGUUUAAAGAAUGAAUCAGCAAAAUAAUAAAUCCACAGAUUUACAAAAGUUUCCUCUUACCUGUACUGUAGUCAGAUGAACUGGAGCAAGAGAAAAAAGGAGGACGGCUGCCCGAGAAUCUGAUAUUUUGUGGAACCGUUAGUUUAAUCAUAGAGAGCCUGUGGUUCAGGAGCAUGAUGCCCAGCAGGUGGCACUAUGGUGCAGUAUUCUCCUUCCCUCCCUCUGCUUUUUUCAUUGUCCACAUUAGAGAGGUCUUGCAAUUGAGCUGGAGCAUUGUUUAAUAUUGUCCGUCUCAGUAAAUUAACCCAACAUUGCAACCAUCACCUCAACAGUCAGGCCUGUAGUGUGUCUAGGGUUUCGUUUCAUUUUUUUUUUUUCUUUUUUUUUUUUAAAUAAAUGUACAUAUCUGUGAAAUUUGUGACUCUUGAGAGACUUGGACAUGAUAUACAUAUGUUGUGCACAUAAGAAACUAGUUAUUUUUUUCUGCUGGUUAAAGUCUGCGAGGUUUUUUCGUCCGUUUUCUUUUUGUACCCUAUUCACCCCAAAAUAAAACUGGUUUGUAGUUUA
Messenger RNA from Astyanax mexicanus (Mexican tetra), 1468 nucleotides. It is a transcript of the gene dnajc8, whose product is annotated as DnaJ (Hsp40) homolog, subfamily C, member 8. The record is from RefSeq and is a predicted model, not a curated record. Bases 41 to 802 code for a protein of 253 amino acids. The transcript has 9 exons. Gene Ontology annotation, cellular component: nucleus. NCBI's taxonomy places the organism in Eukaryota, Metazoa, Chordata, Actinopteri, Characiformes, Acestrorhamphidae.